Molecule: messenger RNA, 3325 nt
Organism: Chelonoidis abingdonii (Abingdon island giant tortoise)
Lineage: Eukaryota; Metazoa; Chordata; Testudines; Testudinidae
Source: RefSeq, a predicted model, not a curated record
AUGUUAAUACCAGCCGGUGUAGUCGGUUUAUGGUGCUGCUGCUGCGGAUUGCGGAGUCCAAGACAGAUGUUGCACCAUCAGAGCCUCCUCAAAUGCCGCUGCCGCAUGUUGUUCAAUGACCUGAAAGUCUUCCUGCUCCGGAGACCCCCCGCGCCCCCUCCUCCCUUCCCCAUGGACAGCAGAGCCCCCCGCCCGGGCGGGCCGGCGGCCAACAACACCCUGCCCGCGCUGCAUGGGGGGCGAGGGGGCGCCUGGAGGGCGCCGGCUGCAGGGGGGGGCGGCCCGGCCAGCCCGCCCGAGGAGGAGUGGAGCAGCCCGGCCGGCGAGCCCUCCGCGUCCACCAUGAGCAGCGCGUCCUCGGAGGACUUCUGCAAAGGGAAGGCGGAGGACAGGUACUCGCUGGGCAGCAGCCUGGACAGCGGCAUGAGGACCCCGCUCUGCAGGAUCUGCUUCCAGGGGCCCGAACAGGGGGAGUUGUUGAGCCCAUGUCGAUGCGAUGGAUCGGUGAAAUGCACGCACCAGCCUUGUCUGAUCAAAUGGAUCAGCGAGAGAGGCUGCUGGAGCUGCGAGCUGUGUUACUACAAGUAUCACGUCAUUGCCAUAAGCACAAAGAACCCUCUGCAGGUAAAGUGGCAGGCCAUCUCUCUGACAGUGAUUGAGAAGGUUCAGAUCGCAGCAGCCAUCUUGGGUUCCCUCUUCCUCAUCGCCAGUAUCUCGUGGCUCAUCUGGUCGACCUUCAGUCCUUCAGCCAAAUGGCAGCGCCAGGACCUGCUCUUCCAGAUCUGCUAUGGAAUGUAUGGCUUCAUGGACAUUGUCUGUAUAGGUUUAAUAAUACACGAAGGUCCCUCGGUUUACCGGAUUUUCAAACGGUGGCAGGCGGUAAAUCAACAGUGGAAAGUGCUGAACUAUGACAAAACAAAAGACAUGGAGGAUCAAAAAACAGGGACCAGGACAAACCUCCGAACCUCCUCCCAAACCAACCAUUCGUCCUCCACUGGUGGUGCAGCCAGCAACUCCACUCCAGCCGACAACGGGGUCCGGGGCACUAGCCACGCCACUGGCACCCUGUCUGACCACCACUGUGCUUACACCAUCUUGCAUAUACUCAGCCAGCUGAGGCCUCACGAACAAAGAAGCCAGUCUAGCACUAACAGAGAGCUCGUCAUGAGGGUCACAACAGUCUGAGUGAUGGAAUUCAGGAGGCCUUAACGCGAAGUGGAGGAGACAACUCAAGAGCAGAGAAGCAUGGUGUGCCUUUCAUUUUUUGGGUAGCUGCGCAAGGCGUAUAAGCAGCACUUGGCCAACUGAGGAAGAAGAAGAUGGAGGCAGAGCUGCACACACAUGCUAAAGAGGUUAACGUUUUCCAGCCAGUCAAUAUUAUUUAAAAAAAAAACAACAAAACAAGUGCAAUACAGACAAACAACUGACUAAGUGGAGGUUUGGGGAAGCAGAGGAACAGCCGAUAUUAGCACGUCUUACAAGUUCUAUUAGCUGGGAUGGGUAAUGUUCUGCAAACACACACACACACACACACACACACGCCUCACACGCACACAGACACACAGUGUGGGAUGAUUACAAACAGACGGGGAAUGACGGAAGCGACGUAUUCGGAGGAGUUUUCAGAUUGUGUUAAGCAGGGAUCUGAGUCAUCGUUUUGUUUCAUAAAUCAUUCCGGAGCCCUGUAUUACUCGCAAUGGAGUAUUUCCACUGAAGGGGCUAGGGAUUUUUCAGUUUUAAUAUUAAAAAAAAAUCUGUCCAUAUUUCACCAAAACAAAAAUUGGCAAGGGGUCUGGAGAAUGGCACUGGGAGAGGGGUUGACGGACAUUUUUUUUUUUGGCAAAGUUUGUACAAAUGUGCUGUGUGUGUUUGAAGCACAAGCACUGGUCCAAUGACCCCCAAAUCCCACCUUCAUACCGUCCCACUCAUAAAAACCAUCCUCCAGGCAGACUUUGAGAAAGGAGGCUGCUCCAGGUUAAUUUCCUCUCAUACCCCAUCACCUCCAGUUGAUUACAUUAGGCCAGUCCCAUCUCCUCGGCUUUCUCCUGCAGCUGUGAUUCAGACUCUCAUAAGAGUGUGGCGGGGUGUUUAAACUUUAUAUCCCUGCUGCUCAAUUUGCAAGAGAGUCUCACUCAAUCUUAUAGGUUAAGUCGUCGAUAUCCGGUUUGUUGAACGACUGAGUGGAAAAGACUAAAUCAUGAGCUAACAAAGACUUAGUCUGAAGAGAAAGCCCAGUCCCUGCGUGAAUAUAUUAUGCUUUUAAUAAUUUGCCUUCUCUAGGAGCCAUCCGUGAAAGUACCAAUUGCUCUUCAGAAACAUCCUCUUUCAAUGCACAAUGGCUGAAUCAUUUGUGGGUAUUAAAGGGACACUGUCAAGUACUUUUUAAAUAGUUUUUAGGGGCUUUUUUUUUUUUUAACUCACCGACGUUUGUCAUAUUCUCUUAAAAGACUUGACAAUAAAAAUUAUUUCCCUACUGAUUUUUGUCCUUUUCCAUUUGGCACACACUGUUCUCCCCUGGCCAGGCCCUUAUCCCGCUGUGCUCUCCUCCACCCUGUCCCUCUCCUCUCCGUCUGCUGCAGCAGGAAGUCAAACUUGGCUGCACCCUGUUUACUUUCGUGUGCCCCAGCAUUGCUGACGGCACUGCAUCACAGCCCUGGAACAGAAUGGUUUUGUUAACACAGCUGCUGCUGUCGCAGAGGGCGCAGAAGAGCAGAAACCAUGACAAUGCGGAGUGUUAACUGGUUCUGGAGCAACGGCACAGCAAAUCAAAAAUAACUAACACCACACUGGUGAAUCCCAGUGCCUGGUGCUAGCCACCAAAACCCAUAUGUAAGCAGAGGAACGAAAGCAGCCUGAUUUUUCAGCUGUGCUGGGGUCUCCUGUCUUAGGGGUUUAUAUUACCAUCCUUCACCAUGGGAUCUGAGUGCCUCUUGCAGCUUCUGUUGGAGCCAUGGGAGUUGAUUCAUGUGAUUUCACUUUGAUUCAUGCCUCUACAUAUGGAUUCAGCUGAUGAACUCUGGGCGCUCAGGCCUGAAAGCAAUUUAGCACUCAGACAAGAUAAGCAUUUUAAGGACGGUCACAUUUUCGGGCCUCCAUUACUUGACAGUGUCCCUUUGAAUACCAGAAUGCAACAGAACAGGUGUCUUUAUGGCAGAUGACGUGUGGGUUCUGAAACCCCAGCUGAGUUGAGCUCUGCCCGGAGAUAAGACUUAAUCCCAAGAUAGCUGAUGAAAUGAGGAGCCAGGCAAACAAACAUGAUUGCUGGGAGGCCAGUGUCCGUCUAGUUGACCUAUCUCACUGUCUACCAAAGAGUGCUUUUGGUUGG